GCUUCUCUAGACAGUUAUUUGCCGUACAUAGGUGGAGCAGGUGCCUUAGUACUGACUGGAGUAGCGGCAUACUAUGCUACAAAACCGAUUCCUGAAACACCACUGAUGCCUCUUGAUGCUCAAUCGAGGCUACUUCCGGUGAGCGAUAGAUCUGGGAAUCACUUGUUUAUAGAAUUUCAUGUGAAUCAAAGAUCAUCAAUCGAUGAAUUAGACCCCUUGGAUCCUUUUCCUUCUUCCGGAUCUCCUAUCGAUGACCAAUUAACCAUGGAUCGGCAACAAACCCAAGAAAGUGUGUUUAUCAACGUACUGGCUCGGGUCCAACGUCAGUCUGAUCCGCAAGCGACUCAGCCUCUACCUCUACCUCUAGGACUAUAUUUAAAUCUUGCGAUAUAA
This is a messenger RNA of Cotesia congregata, 393 nucleotides long. The record is from the annotation of a GenBank genome assembly. Lineage: Eukaryota; Metazoa; Arthropoda; Insecta; Hymenoptera; Braconidae.